Eucalyptus grandis is the source of this 1162-nucleotide messenger RNA. RefSeq lists its product as uncharacterized. The transcript is spliced from 5 exons. The record is from RefSeq and is a predicted model, not a curated record. Bases 252 to 767 code for a protein of 171 amino acids. NCBI's taxonomy places the organism in Eukaryota, Viridiplantae, Streptophyta, Magnoliopsida, Myrtales, Myrtaceae.
UUCGUAAGCGGGUGCUAGACGCUCGUCCUGCCGCACUCCUCCUUCCCUUUCGCCCGCGACCAGCCACCUCCACCGUCGCCGUCCGACGAUCUCCUGCCGGUAUCCUCACGCCUCGCUUUCCCGAAUCUCGCGUCUCCGGACGGAGACGUUGGGAGGCGUCCGGCCAUAGUUCGGUUCAUCUCGAGCUCACUCUCUAGCCACCGUCUCCGAGCCGGUUAUUUCAGGUGUAUAUCGCUGCAAAGGCUAGAGAUAUGGACGAGACGAUGAAACAAUUCCUGCAUAGUCUAGAUGAGCUUGAAACUGAAGCAGAGAGACUGCUUUUAGCUCGAAAUCAGCUUGUGGAAAAUGAUAAACUGCGGAAUGGAAAUAGAGAAGCACUCACAGCAUUAAGAAAGAAGGCUCGCACAACAAAAACUAGUGUUCCAUCUCCUUUUGAGUCGCUUAUGAAGGAUAUUGGUGGUUCAGGAUCAAGGCCCUUGGUGCGUGAGGUGUGUACAACAUGUGGUAAUCAUGACUCGAAUGAGCGCACCUGGAUGAUGUUCCCCGGAACUGACAUUUUUGCGGCAAUCCCAUUUCACGCAGCACAUUCUAUUUUGGAUGAAGAGCAAUCCCAGCUAGAUUUUGAGGCAAAGAGAUUGCAGAGCUAUGUAAAGGAGAAGUCCAUUGUCAUUUCAGAUAAAGGUGCACUGGCUGAUAAGAUUAGUCCUGGUGUACUUCGAUCUCUGGUGACCUUAACAGACAAACAAAAAGAAGCGGGACAUUCUUAAUCGUUUUGCUCAGUGAAAAGCCUAGCUUAACGGUAAGGAAGCUUUUGAUGGAAGACUGAUCAUAAACAUGGAAGCUGACUGCUGGGAUGGAUUUCCUGAAGAUGUUUUCCUGCUUUAGUAUGGCUGCUUACAAAUAGUGAGUCGGUGGAGCUUAUGAACUGAUUGGGCUAUGCCAGUGAAGAACGGAUUUACGGACUGAAGGCUAGGGUGAGAGUUGAGUAGGGUAGAGCUAAGGGUUUAACAUUGUCAACUCCAUGUAAUCUCAAUGACGGCGAAAAUGUGGGAGUUCAGAUUGCAACAGUUUUCUUUUUGGAAAGAAAGUCUAAAUGUUCUUUAGGGUACUUUUGUUUGGGAGAAUAUUUAAUGAUAAAAGGAAAAAAAAUUCCGGAAAAUUA